UGAAGCCUCCUCACUAGAAUAGGGUUUUAGUACUAAUGGGCAUAACUGUCCUUCAAUCCCUAGAGCUAGAACGGUAAUUAGAAAGAGGUUAAAGACAAGAGAUAAGUUGCAAUAACACACUCCAACCGUCUGAGCUCUUCUUACCUUCAACAACCAAUUUUCUCUCCUCAUCCACCUUUCAACGCAUCACCCAAACAAUCCCUUACCCUCUUUUCAAUUUCCCCUCUCUUUUCUCCAUCAUCACUUCACUUAUAUUAAUACAGUUCCACUCGCACACAGUUGAUUGAAAUUUGAAAUUGAAUCACUCUAAUUUCCAGUUUUCAACUCCAAACGUGUUUUCUGAAGCCUUCUCCUUUUCUCAAUUUCAAUUAUGCAAACGCGCUCUUGGUGUCUCUAGCUUUAAGAAUGUCGUCACGAACCACCGCCACGACGGAGACGCCUGAGGAGGAGCCUCAGGCACCGCUACUCCGCUCGCGCCACGACGGCGGAGGCCAGCCACCCACACUCGCGCUCCUUCUCGGUCGCGCCGUUGGCCGACGAGGCCCGUCGGUGCUGGUGCGGGAGACAGCGGCGCGCGAGCUCGAGGAGCGGCGCGCCGACUGGGGAUACUCGAAGCCGGUGGUGGCGCUUGACAUGUCUUGGAACAUGGCGUUUGUGGUGGUAUCAGCGGCGAUGCUUGCCUGCACCGUCGGCGAGCAACCGAACACGCCGAUCCGGCUGUGGAUUGUCGGCUACGCGCUGCAGUGCCUCUUGCAUGUCGUGCUGGUGUGGUUCGAGUACCGGCGUCGGAGCCGGAGGGACUCGAGGCGGCGGCGGAGGCUGGUGGAGAGCGACGCCGGAAGUACUGACGGCAGCGACAGCGAUGACGGCGAUGCGAACUCGUCUCGCUCCGGAUUCACAAAACGAUGUGAAACAAUAAAUACUGGGGUUUCAUUCAUUUGGUGGAUGGUGGGCUUUUACUGGGUUGUCUCUGGUGGUGAUAUGCUUAUGCAGGAUGCCCCACGGUUGUACUGGUUGGCUGUUGUUUUUCUGGCUUUUGAUGUAUUCUUUGCCAUCUUCUGUGUUGUUUUGGCAUGCUUGAUUGGCAUUGCUCUCUGUUGUUGCUUGCCCUGCAUCAUUGCUAUUCUCUAUGCUGUUGCUGGACAGGAAGGUGCUUCAGAAGCAGAUCUUAGUAUACUUCCGAAAUACAGAUUUCAAAUACUAAACAAUGAGGAAAAGCCUAGUGGUGGAGCCGGAUCAAUGGUUCCCACAGAAACCAGCAGUGCUUACUUGGCAAAUGAAAGAACACUUUUACCUGAGGAUGCGGAAUGCUGUAUAUGCCUCUGUUCAUAUGAGGACGGAGUAGAGCUCCAUGCUCUUCCCUGCAAUCAUCAUUUCCAUGCUUCAUGCAUAGUAAAAUGGCUAAAGAUGAAUGCAACUUGUCCCCUUUGCAAGUACAAUAUUCUCAAGGGAAACGAACAGGUAUAACAGAAAAAGACGACCCUACUGGCUAUUUUCACAGAUAUUGUGUAUAUGUAAAUAUAAUUUAUCAAGACAAGAAAUAGUUGACCUUUUCCCAACUUUCUCGGUUUUGGUCAUUGUUUUUGUAAUUGUGUCUGUAGAGAAAAGAUAUAGAUCAUUUGUUAAUGAAUAAGCUAGCGACUUCGUCAAUUGAGUAUUA
Messenger RNA from Lotus japonicus, 1660 nucleotides. RefSeq names its product E3 ubiquitin protein ligase RIE1-like. Bases 406 to 1467 code for a protein of 353 amino acids. Lineage: Eukaryota; Viridiplantae; Streptophyta; Magnoliopsida; Fabales; Fabaceae. The record is from RefSeq and is a predicted model, not a curated record. The transcript is spliced from 5 exons.